CUUGUUAUCAUGUUGGAAGCAAGAGUGAAACAAGCUUCAGUCCUUAAAAAGCUUCUUGAUGCGAUCAAAGAAUUGGUCACCGAUGGAAAUCUAGACUGUACAGAUGAGGGAAUUGCCCUUCAAGCGAUGGACAACUCCCAUGUCGCUUUGGUAUCUCUCAAGUUGGUCGCAGACCAAUUCGAAUCCUAUCGAUGUGAUCGGAACAUGCCCUUGGGUGUGAAUCUCACAUCUCUGACGAAAAUCCUCAAAUGUGCGAAAGAUAACGACGUCGUCACUCUCAAAGCGACCGAUGAUGCAGACUCUUUAGGGAUGGUAUUCGAAUCACCAAGGGAAGACCGCGUGGGAGAAUACGAAAUGAAACUCAUGGAUAUCGAUCAAGAACAUCUCGGUAUCCCUGAUACUCAAUACGACGCUACCAUCACCAUGUCCUCUAGCGAAUUCCAACGUAUCUGUCGUGAUCUCUCCGCUUUGGGUGAAAGUGUGAAGAUUGAAGCUUCGAAGGAAGGUGUUAGAUUCAGUUCCGAAGGUGAAGUUGGAAACGGGAGUGUUCUUCUCAAACAAAGUGCAGGGACGGAUAGGGGUAUGAAAUCAGGAGGUAGCAAAUCUACCAAACGAGAUCCUGAUGAAGAUGAAGAAGAUGAAGAUGAAGAUCAAAAACCUGAUGUUGAUGAAGAAGGUGAAGAAGAACAAGAAGAUGAAGAAAGACCGAAGAAACGUAAGGCUGCUAAUGGGGGUGGAAAGACAUCGAAAAAAGCAAAAUCCUCAAACGAAGAUGAACCAGGAGUCACCAUAAUCCUCGAAAAACAAGUUUCUCUCACUUUCUCUUUGAAAUACUUGAGCAACUUUGCGAAAUCCGCUCCUUUGGCCAAAGAGGUCAGUCUAAACAUGAGCAACGAUGUUCCAUUGUUAGUUCAAUUCGAUUUUGAACAAGGAACUUUACAAUUUUUCCUAGCUCCCAAGAUUUCGGAUGAAUGAUUUGGUGGAUGGGGUGUUUUGAGAAGAAAUGUGUUAUGCAUCUUUUUGCGUCUUUUC
Molecule: messenger RNA, 1032 nt
Organism: Tremella mesenterica DSM 1558
Lineage: Eukaryota; Fungi; Basidiomycota; Tremellomycetes; Tremellales; Tremellaceae
Exons: 8
Coding region: 10-975 (321 amino acids)
Biological process (GO): translesion synthesis; regulation of DNA replication; leading strand elongation
Cellular component (GO): PCNA complex
Molecular function (GO): DNA binding; DNA polymerase processivity factor activity
Source: RefSeq, a predicted model, not a curated record